AAGAUGAGCUAGUUCCUCCACAGAUGAUGAAGCUGCUGCGCGUUUGCUGAGGAGUGAGGGUUUUGUCUUCAAAAUCUGCAAGGGAUUGGGGCUUAGGGCUGCUCAACAAGUCAACAGAGGAUUUGGGGUGGGAUGAUCUCCAAUUAAAAGAAACCCUAACUCAGAGCAUUAGCAGUGAUAGAUUCAAAGAAGGGGAAACGUUUCUUCGGAACACGAUAGUUUGAAGAGAAAGAAAUGGACCGAAUAUCUGUUAUGCCAAAAUUUAUACUUCAUGACAUCCUCGGAAGGUUGCCAGACAAAGAUGCUGCAAGGACUAGUGUUUUGUCAAAGUCGUGGAGAGAAACAUGGUUUUCAUUUCCCAUAUUGUCUGCUUGCGACAAGGAUUUUAUUAAUUUGCAUGAAUCACCAUUAUAUCCAGAAGGUGCUCGUUUGCUUAGCAAAUUAGAUACAUUCAUUGAGUAUGUGAGUAAAAGAUUGAGGCGGCUCCGUAACCAAGGAUUAGCAGUCAAAAAACUUAAGCUCAAUACGCAAUAUAUAUCUAAUAAGAUGCUUGUGUCACGGUUCCACCAUGUUGAUGAAUGGAUACAGAUGGCAAGUGAAAGUGGUAUCGAAGUACUAGAGCUUAACCUCGCUCUUAGCCUGGACAAAUUAUAUAACCUUCCACUUUGUCUCACUGAAGCCAAGUCACUCACUAAGUUGGUGUUGACUGGGGGAAUCAGACUUGACCCAGCAUUCUUAAACCAUUCACUCAAGUUUUUCUCAGUGAGAAAAUUGCUUUUUCAUAGUAUACUUAUUGGAGAUGAAAGGGUUAUGGAGCAUUUCAUUUCACAUUGUCCUCUAGUUGAACAUUUAAGUCUUACUCAUUGUCUUCUAUAUAAACCUUUAAGUGUAGCAGAUCCACCCGGUUCUAGGGCCAAUUAUGUGAAAUCGUUAAGCUUGCAUGGUCUACAAAAGCUGAAGCGAGUUGAAGUUCAAGGAAUAGAAGACGUAUAUAUUGAUGCUCCGAAUCUUGAGAAUUUAUGCUAUCUUGCUGGUAUUGUGGAUGCAUCUUUCAAGCUGAAUUUAGAUAGUUACAAAAAGUUGAGAUGGUUGAGCUUAUUUUGUGUGAGAGUAGAGAUGUGGUUACUUGAACAAUUGCCCAAGAUUCCAUUCCUUGAGAAUUUGAUAUUGAAACAUUGUUCUUUGUGUGAGAGGAUUAAUAUUUCAGGUUCUCAACUCAAGUUCUUGGAGUUAACAAAUUGCUCUAACUUGAAAGAGAUCAAUAUUGAUGCUCCAAAUUUAUUAUCAUGUGAGUAUAGUGGAAAAGACGAACCUGUUAUAUCUUUUCGUGGAAUUUCUAAUCAACUGGAUGUCAGUGCUCAUAUCCACUUGAAUCAUCAGGAUGUUGAUAGAUUGAGGCAAUUUAUCCAAAACAUUGAGCCCCAAGAGGUUUUGACGUCUCUGUCCGUUUUUAUCAUCCAACCAUAUCCUAUUAUAGAAAGCGUAGAUAUAUUGCAAGGUUCAUCAUCUCCACCAAGUAUUAAACACAUGCAAUUAUCUGCUGUCUCGGAUAGGCAAACUUGCUUUUUUCCGGUUAUGAAUUGGUUGCUUUCAAGUUGCUUCCCGGAAACUAUUUCAUUCAGCUUGCAUUACAGUUUUAAUUUGAGGGCAUUCAUGGUGUAUUUCUAUGAGAUGCUGAUGGGAAGCAAGAAGGGCGAGUGCUAUUGCUAUUCAAGGGGUCCUGAGUGUUGGUGGCAUGGCUUGAAAGUUGUCAAGAUCACACAUCUAGAAAGGAUUUAUGAAAAUGUUGAAGAUCUCAAGGCCAUGUUAAAUGCAUUGCCCUUAUCUCGUAAUUACGAUGAAGAAUUUAUCACUUUUACCUUAGAGUUGUAAUCUUGCUAUUAUUAGCUGAUGGGCAUUCCUCGUUUCUAUGAUGUGCCUAUACUUUUAUUUUAGUGGUUAAGUUUGAAUCUUUUUUCUUAAAAUUUUUUAA
Molecule: messenger RNA, 1972 nt
Organism: Arachis stenosperma
Lineage: Eukaryota; Viridiplantae; Streptophyta; Magnoliopsida; Fabales; Fabaceae
Product: putative F-box protein At1g49610
Exons: 4
Coding region: 235-1872 (545 amino acids)
Molecular function (GO): protein binding
Source: RefSeq, a predicted model, not a curated record